Molecule: messenger RNA, 690 nt
Organism: Oldenlandia corymbosa var. corymbosa
Lineage: Eukaryota; Viridiplantae; Streptophyta; Magnoliopsida; Gentianales; Rubiaceae
Source: the annotation of a GenBank genome assembly
AUGGAAUUCGUAAUUUUGAAUUCCCUAACGCCGCCGCCGGCCGAAGGAGUCACCAACGCCUCCACCACCGCCAAAGGUACUCCUUCUCGGGAGAAUUUCAAGAGAAAGCGGUCCAGGGGUGGCCCUACUCUUCUCCAAAGCACUAAUGUUAAUUCCGGCUCUUCCAACCCGACCGAUGCUGCCGACACCGCCGCCGAGCCCAAAUACGAAUGUAACGUUUGCCGAAAGCGGUUCUAUUGUUUCCAGGCCUUGGGCGGCCACAAAUCAUCUCACCGGAAGAAGACCCCGAUCCGCAACCCCGCCGGAAACCCCCGCGCGUGUAGAAUCUGCCCCUUGGUGUUUCCCUCCGGCCAAGCCUUAGGCGGUCACCAGCGGGCUCACUACGUGUCCCCUGCUGAGGCUCAAAUCGCAAGCGGUGGCGGUGGACACGUCAGCAGCGAAAAUGACACCUGCCCCACCACUUAUGCUACCGUAACCGCAAGUAGCAUGACCUCAUCUGAUGGAGACGGCGCGUCAACGCGGACUCCGGCGAGGAGGCCGAUGUUCGACCUGAACGAACCGCCGGAGAUGGACUCGAGAUUGGGUCCCGGGGCCGACCCGGAAGAUCAGAUGAGAGGAGAUGAACAUGAAGUGGAAAACCCAUUACCCGCGAAGAAGAAUCCGCCUGGAAGUUCUUCAUUAGCUAUCUAA